Molecule: messenger RNA, 1716 nt
Organism: Prunus mume (Japanese apricot)
Lineage: Eukaryota; Viridiplantae; Streptophyta; Magnoliopsida; Rosales; Rosaceae
Source: RefSeq, a predicted model, not a curated record
AUGACUUUUAACAAUAUUGAUGAGAUAGUUGUCUAUUAUAGAGAAUAUGGGAAGCAAUUAGGGAUUCCUGUGAGGAAGAGAACAUCACAAAAGGGAGAUGAGGGAGAAUUGAAAUAUGUGACUAUUUCAUGUGGUCAAGAAGGCAAAUAUAAAAGUAAAUCAAGUAAUGUCCUAAAGCCACAUCCAAGUAUAAAAACUGGUUGCAAAGCUAGAGUAAGAGCAGGUAUACUUUUAGAUGGAAGGUGGCAAAUCAACUUUAUCAAGCUUGAUCAGAACCAUGAUAUGAGUCCAACCAAGGCUCGUUAUUUUCGAUGUCAUCGGACAAUAAGUUCAGAUGUGAAAAGGAGGAUUGAGUUAAAUGAUAAAGCUGGAGUAAGGUUAAACAAGAGCUAUAAUCCAUUAGUGGUUGAAGCUGGGGUCCAUGAGAAUAUCUCAUUUUUGGAAAAGGAUUGUAGAAAUUAUAUUGAAAAUGUGAGACGAUUACGGCUUGGGGAAGGCGAUGCUACUGCAAUCCAAACUUAUUUUUUGAAUAUGCAAGCUCAAAAUUCAAAUUUCUUCUAUGCAAUUGAUUUAGAUCAAGAUGGUCGUUUAAGAAAUGUAUUUUGGGUAGAUGCAAGAAGUAGGGCGAUAUAUGAGGAAUUUGGAGAUGUUGUUACAUUUGAUACAACGUACUUGACGAAUAAGUAUGACAUGUCAUUUGCUCCAUUUGUGGGGUUAAAUCAUCAUAGGCAAUCAAUUUUACUUGGAUGUGGGCUGAUUUCAAGUGAAGAUACUGAUGCUUUUAUUUGGUUGUUUAAGUCUUGGCUUGCAUGUAUGCAUGAGCACGCUCCUAGGGGAAUAAUUACUGAUCAAGAUAAAGCCAUGAAAAAUGCCAUUGAGAUUAUUUUUCCUAAUACUAGACAUCGUUGGUGCUUGUGGCACAUAAUGAACAAGUUUCCUAGUAAGUUGAACCGUUACAAGCAAUAUGAAGCUAUUAUGUAUGCCUUGCAAAGUAUUGUGUAUGACUCAUUGGAGAAGGUUGAGUUUGAAGAAGAUUGGGAUGAAAUAAUUGAGAAAUAUGAGUUACAAGACAAUGAAUGGUUGGUUGGACUAUAUAAUGAGAGACAACAUUGGUUUGUGGAGCAAUAUGAAAAUGCAUUGAAAGUUAAGGUGCAAAUGGAGAAGCAAGAAGAUUUUAAGUCUUCAUCCAUUGGUUUUGAUUGUGGAACUCAUUAUAACAUGGAGAAACAUGCUCAAGAGGUUUACACUAUUUCCAAAUAUAAAGAAUUCCAUGAUGAAUUAAUAGGCAAAAUGUAUUGCGACUAUGUUUCACAUAAAGUGAAUGGUGCAAAUUUUGAGUACCAAAUAUAUGAGGAUUUCAUGAUGGAAGGGAAAAAAGAGAGGCUCUAUUUCAAGCACAACGAUGUCAUGAGAUGCAAAAAGGCUUUUGAUGAGAUUAAGGAAUUGGCAAAUGAUUCUGACAAUAAGUGCAUGAUUGUGAUGACUUGGAUGGAUAAUGUAAAGGAGGAACUCUCCAAACAUAAUGUUUUUGGUGGUAGUGAUCAACCAAAUCCUCAGUCACCUAUUGGUAGGAACAUUGAGAAUGAUGAUUUGCAGCUAACAGAAUUUGAUGAUACUUGCCAUAUUGUUGGUUCAUCUACUUCUAAAGGUGAUGGUGUAGUUGGAACACAAGAGAGCAUUACUAUGCAGUACGAAAUUCGUAUUGGCAUUUCCUAG